AUGAAACACCCACAGAAGAUGCACGUGUACAAGAAAACUCUGCAAGCGAUGAUCUAUCCUAUCUCAUCAACCACUCCUCACAAUUUUGUCACCUGGACGGCCACGUCGCCGACGUACUGCUACGAAUGCGAAGGCCUUCUCUGGGGCAUCGCUCGACAAGGAGUGCGAUGUAUGGAGUGCGGUGUCAAGUGUCACGAAAAGUGCAAGGACCUUUUGAACGCCGAUUGCUUGCAGAGGGCGGCUGAAAAGAGCUCAAAGCAUGGCGCUGAGGAUAAAGCGAAUACCAUAAUCACAGCGAUGAAGGAGAGAAUGAAGCAAAGGGAACAAGAAAAGCCGGAGAUCUUUGAACUGAUUCGGUCAGUCUUCGGGGUCGACGAAAAGGCGCACUUGGGUCACAUGAUGGCGGUGGAGCAGUCGGUUUUGGACGGUACCAGCAAAUGGUCGGCGAAGAUCGCUAUUACAGUGAUCAGCGCUCAGGGAUUAAUCGCCAAAGAUAAGAGCGGCACAUCCGACCCCUACGUGACGGUCCAAGUUGGUAAAGUAAAGAAACGCACGAGGACCAUGCCGCGAGAAUUGAAUCCAGUUUGGCACGAAAAGUUCUACUUUGAGUGCCACAAUUCAUCCGAUCGAAUCAAAGUUCGAGUGUGGGACGAGGACAACGACCUGAAGUCGAAGCUAAGGCAAAAACUGACGAGGGAGAGCGAUGACUUUCUUGGGCAGACCAUCAUCGAGGUCCGAACUCUCAGUGGCGAGAUGGAUGUCUGGUACAACCUGGAGAAGAGGACAGACAAGAGCGCAGUGUCGGGCGCUAUUCGGCUACAUAUCAGUGUCGAGAUCAAGGGCGAGGAGAAAGUGGCACCUUACCACGUACAGUACACCUGUCUGCACGAAAAUCUCUUCCACAGCCUGUGCGAAGAGAACGGCGGCAUGGUGAGCUUACCUCAGGCGAAGGGUGAUGACGCCUGGAAGGUCUAUUUCGAUCCUCCUGGCGAAGAGCUCGUCGAUGAAUUCGCCAUGCGUUACGGCAUCGAGAGCAUCUACCAGGCGAUGACGCACUUCCACUGCCUCUCAACCAAGUACCUGUGUCCAGGCGUGCCGGCCGUUAUGUCGACUCUCCUGGCGAACAUAAACGCGUACUACGCCCACACGACCGCCAGUCCGGCCGUGUCGGCCAGUGAUAGAUUCGCCGCCAGUAACUUCGGGAAAGAAAAAUUCGUCAAGCUACUGGAUCAACUGCACAACUCCCUCAGGAUCGACCUGUCAAUGUACAGAAACAAUUUUCCGGCCUCGAGCCAGGAGAAGCUGAUGGAUCUGAAGAGCACUGUGGAUCUGCUGACGAGCAUUACGUUCUUCCGCAUGAAAGUUCAGGAACUGUCAAGCCCACCACGGGCCAGUACCGUCGUGAAGGAUUGUGUGAAGGCAUGCCUGCGAUCGACCUAUCAGUUCCUCUUCGAGAACUGUUUCGAGAUGUACAAUCGAGAGUUCCAGGUAGAUCCGAUCGAAGCCGCGCGAGACAUGGAUGACCAUGGACCGCGAUUGGAUUCGCUCAAAUUCUGGCACAAGCUGAUUUCUCUGAUAGUCAUGGUGAACGAUGAGGACAAGAACAGCUAUGCGCCCGUGUUAAAUCAAUUCCCUCAGGAACUCAACAUCGGUCAACUGUCGUGUGCCACGACAUGGUCCUUGUUCGCGGUGGACAUGAAGUACGCUCUGGAGGAGCACGAGCAACAUAGACUGUGCAAAUCCUCAGACUAUAUGAAUUUGCACUUCACAGUUAAGUGGUUGCACUCCACCUACGUCAAGGACGUACCGCCAUAUAAGGGCGCCGUGCCAGAAUACCCGGCCUGGUUCGAACCCUUCGUCAUGCAAUGGCUUAAUGAGAACGAUGACGUCUCAUUAGAAUAUCUCCACGGUGCCUUUAGUAGAGAUAAAAAAGACGGCUUCCAAAAGAGCAGCGAACAUGUGCUCUUCAGUGUCUCCGUUGUCGAUAUUUUCACACAACUGACGCAGUGCUUCGAUGUAGUAUCGAGGCUGGAGUGUUCGGAUCCGGAAAUCUGGAAGAGAUACAUGAAGAGAUUCGCGAAGACUAUCGUUAAAGUCCUGUUGGCUUAUGCGGAUAUAGUGAAGAAGGAAUUCCCUAGCCAUUUGAAGGAAGAACGAAUUGCGUGUAUUCUAAUGAACAACAUUCAACAACUUCGGGUGCAAUUAGAAAAAAUGUUCGAGUCGAUGGGCGGUGACAAGCUAGAGGAGGACGCGGCGAAUAUAUUGAAGGAAUUGCAACAACAACUGAAUGGAGCUUUAGACGAUUUGGCUAUACAAUUUGCGAACAGUUUAGAACCGCGAAUAACUGUUUCUGUUAAAGAGUUAGGAGACCUUUUAUUGGCUAUUAAAGGCGGAGGACAAGUAACUCUAUCGCAACCGGCGCAAAGAAACAACGUAACCGUAGAAGCCGACGAUGUUCUGAGGCCGCUCAUGGUUCUGCUCGACGGUAGCCUAUCUUUGUAUGCUGAAUCGUGCGAAAAAACGGUACUGAAGAGACUAUUGAAAGAACUUUGGAAGAUAGUCAUGAGAAUUUUAGAAAAGACUGUUGUUUUACCACCUAUGACGGAUAAGAACAUGAUGUUCAAGAAUCUGACGGAUAACGCUAAGAAUCUCGCUGCGAAUGCCAAGAUAGAAGAUAUGUCGAAACUGUUUAAGAACCAUAUGGCUGGGAAACCUGAUGUUAAAAAUGCUCUCAGUGGAGUUAUGGAUAUCUCCAAGGAAGUGGAGAAGAAUCUUUCACCGAAACAGUGCGCAGUUCUCGAAGUUGCUCUGGACACGAUCAAACAGUACUUCCACGCCGGCGGUAAUGGUUUGAAGAAGACGUUCCUGGAGAAGUCCCCGGAACUGCAGAGCCUCCGUUACGCUUUGAGCUUAUACACGCAGACAACGGACACUCUCAUCAAGACCUUUGUCACUUCACAAGUCAAUCAAGUGCCACUGAACGAUGCAUCAACGCUACGUCAGCGUCAGCGUUCGAUGAGCAGCGAGAGGGGUGACGAAGGGGAAGGAGCCGAGGGUAUGGAAAGCCUCGAGGAACCCCUUCGCCAGAGCAAGCCCUCUCUUCGUCGAGAGAGCCGACAAGUUCCAGAUACCGCCGGUUCGGACGAGGGUUCAGUGGGCGAAGUGAGCAUCCAGGUGGAUCUCUUUACACAUCCAGGAACGGGAGAACAGAAAGUCACCGUCAAAGUUGUGGCCGCGAACGAUCUUAAAUGGCAAUUGGCGUCAGGCAUGUUCAGACCGUACGUUGAGGUGAAUCUAAUCGGACCGCAUCUUACUGGCAAGAAGAGGAAACAAUCGACGAAAUCAAAGAGUAAUAACUGGUCGCCGCAAUUCAACGAGAGCUUUGACUUCAUGAUCGGUAACGAGCAACAACAGUUAGACUUCUACGAGUUGCAUAUCUGCGUGAAGGAUUACUGCUUCGCGAGGGAGGAUAGACUCGUUGGUGUCGCGGUGAUGCAGCUUAAGGACAUCGUCGAGGAGGGUUCUUGCGCGUGUUGGUUGUCACUCGGCAAGCGUAUCCAGAUGGACGAGACCGGCUGGACGAUCUUACGCAUUCUCUCACAACGCAACAACGACGAGAUCGCCAAAGAGUUCGUUAAGCUGAAGAGCGACAUCAGGCAGGAGACACUGCUACCGAAUCCUACUUGAGGAGAUACGACAUUAUAUUAAUAAGCCGAUAGCGAAGCGAUUCGAGUACUUCGAGCUUGGAAAGAGCCCGAAGAGGAGAAGAAAAAAAGAGCAGAAAGAAAAGGAGGAAGAGAAGCAGGAGGCCGUCCAAAGAGGGUUAGCAUUUGAUGCCUUCGGUGCCACAAGCGAACGAAACCUUUCACGAUUCCGCGAGAGAGAGUAAUUCGCACGAUUUAUCCGGCGAAAACGAUUGCCUCAAACCCUUCCGCCCUUCUUCACUGAGAGGCACAUGACCUAGGAAGGGACAAUCCUAGCAACGGGAUUUGAUUUACCGCGAAGUUUCUUCUCUCCAUCUUUCCUCGCGCUGUGGAGUUCAGUCGAGCGUAAUUCCUCUCCCUUUUUUACGAGACUCAUAUGUAUACACACACACACACACACACACACACAUACACAUACACAAACACACAAAGUUUUAACCCCGUCCCUGGACAGCGACGACGCACCGGGAACUAUUAUCAUCUUCCACAGAAUCGAGAUAGAACGACGAGCUAGGUCAACCCCGCAUGACUUGGCGUUCAUCCUGCGUACUAUUACAAUAAUGAAGAAAGGGUGAUUCCUCCCUCCUGCGUUUAAAGAGCUAAAAUAAUCAGAGGAAGCGGAGCUGGCCACGAGGCUCCGGUACUUACAUAAGACACAUCGGACUCUUCUUCGUGGAUGUGUCGUAGGCGUAACGCAGAGGGAGACGAAGAUACGAAGGAGAGAGUGUUCGCUAGACAAAGACGUGAAACGUGAAAACAGUGCUGCCAGUACGCAAUAUAUUUGAUAAUAUUCGUAACGUAAGCUAGGACGAGAGAUUAACAUCGCGAAGAACUCGUAAGUACGGUGCUUCGCGCAGAAGGCGACAAAAACUCUCUCGAUCGGACGCGCCGCCGUUCGCCGAAAGACUGACUUCGAAAUGGAAGAUGACGAAAAGCGAGUCCACAUGUGAUGGGUCCUUGAUCGCGACGCGGCCGCAUAUGCUAGAGACACAGGACGAAGUCGAUGCGUACAUGAAACCGCGAAGUUUACGUGCCACGCAUACAUACACAUUCACACAUACGUUUACACGCGCGCAAUUUACGACCGCGUCGUUUCUAGGCCGUUUGUUCGGGAGGACGAGUUUACUGUAGAUACGUGAAAACAUUGUUGAGACGAAGAAGUUUUUUCUAAAUAUACAGUUUAAAUGUAGCAUUGCGUACGACCAAAUAGGCACGCCCUGUGACGUGACGCAGCGGCGUGCCGUUAGUAAUAAAAACAGAAAAAAGUUAGUAAGGCAUUGUAAUUGUAAAUUACGUUCUUAUUCGUAAGAUUAUACCAGAAAUGAUCGUAAGAGUCUGACUGUUGCUGAUGCUGUUGCGAAUGAUGUCGAGAUCCGCCCGAAAGCUUCCGAGAGUUACACAAAAGCAGCGUAACUAUUUCAGACCGUUUGCGAGCGGAAGAUGUACACGCGUUGUGCCUCCAGAAGUCGCAUAUUAACGUAACAGAGGCAGGCCCGACACGUUGCAAACGCAAAUCCUCGUUCUAUGAAUUGGCGAGCGAGCGAGCCUACAAAAUUGAACU
Molecule: messenger RNA, 5265 nt
Organism: Cyphomyrmex costatus
Lineage: Eukaryota; Metazoa; Arthropoda; Insecta; Hymenoptera; Formicidae
Product: protein unc-13 homolog B
Exons: 15
Coding region: 1-3687 (1228 amino acids)
Biological process (GO): dense core granule priming; presynaptic dense core vesicle exocytosis; synaptic vesicle priming
Cellular component (GO): presynaptic membrane; neuromuscular junction; plasma membrane
Molecular function (GO): syntaxin-1 binding; diacylglycerol binding; calcium ion binding
Source: RefSeq, a predicted model, not a curated record